AUGGGUAGAGAAGAUUUGAGCUUCACAAGAUUGGCGUGUACUGCUUUCUUGGGUCUGUUAAUGUUAUUGUAUCCCAAGGAAGCUUCUGUAUCAGCAUCCUUUGUUGGCUCGAGCGUUUGUCAGUAUGAUCACUUAAAGUACACAAAGCCUUAUCAACAAGGGAGUUUGUUCACAAUCAACGGAACUCCGGUGGACAGAGUCCGCUUUUGCAAAGCCAUACGGUUUCACAAAGCUAAAGGUUGUAUCUUUGGGGACUCUUUCAGAGACGACUUCUGCACAUUUCACUAUCUUCUAGGGAGAAGAUUUUUGGAAGAAAAAUCUGUUGAAGAUUCUGAAAAUAAUGAGGCUGAACCUGAAUAUCAUCCUGUUAAAGUAAGCCUGGCAGCAAGCGGGUUUCUUCUCUUCUGUUGUGGGCUUUGUUGUCCUUGCUUCCAUAAGGAGAGGAAAGCAAAUAGUCACGAAGUACUACCCAAGGAAUCUAACUCAGUGCACCAAGUUUCCUCUUUUGAAAUGAGCCCUUCUUCUGAUAAGAUUCCACCAAGUCCAUUCCGGGCACCACCAAGUCCGUCCCGCGUACCUCAAAGCCCAUCUAGAUAUGCAAUGUCGCCAAGACCUAGUAGAAUGGGACCCUUGAAUCUGACAAUGAGUCAGAUUGCUGCAGCAACCAACAAUUUCUCAGACAUUAAUCAAAUUGGUGAAGGAGGCUUUGGGAUAGUCUAUAAGGGCAUUCUAGAGGACGGCCAGGUGGUUGCCAUUAAACGAGCAAAAAAGGAACACUUUGAGAAUCUGCGAAAGGAAUUUAAAAGUGAAGUUGAUCUUUUGUCUAAAAUUGGUCAUCGAAAUCUAGUAAAGCUUCUUGGUUAUGUUGAUAAAGGAGACGAGCGACUUAUUAUAACCGAGUAUGUCAGAAAUGGUACACUCCGGGAUCACUUGGAUGGUGCUCGUGGAAGCAUUCUCAAUUUCAAUCAGAGGCUGGAGAUCGUGAUCGAUGUUUGCCAUGGAUUGACUUAUCUCCAUUCUUAUGCAGAGAGACAGAUUAUCCACCGUGACGUAAAGUCCUCCAACAUUCUCCUCACGGAUAGCAUGAGAGCCAAAGUGGCGGACUUUGGGUUUGCAAGAGGCGGUCCGGCUGACUCUAACCAGACCCAUAUAUUAACUCAAGUGAAAGGAACAGUUGGUUAUCUCGAUCCUGAGUACAUGAGGACUUAUCAACUCACCGCCAAAAGCGAUGUUUACUCGUUCGGGAUUUUGCUAGUGGAGAUACUCACAGGCCGUCGCCCAGUGGAGGCCAAACGACACCAUGAUGAGAGGAUUACAAUUCGAUGGGCAUUCGACAAGUACAACCAAGGGAAUGUGUUUGAAUUAGUGGAUCCAAACGCGAGGGAGCGAGUAGACGAGAAGAUACUAAGGAAGAUGUUCAGUUUGGCGUUUCAAUGUGCUGCUCCGACACGAAAAGAGCGGCCAGACAUGGAAGCUGUUGGGAAGCAGCUUUGGGCUAUAAGAUCCAGUUAUCUUAGGCGGUCGAUGGAAUAA
This is a messenger RNA of Arabis nemorensis, 1533 nucleotides long. The record is from the annotation of a GenBank genome assembly. NCBI's taxonomy places the organism in Eukaryota, Viridiplantae, Streptophyta, Magnoliopsida, Brassicales, Brassicaceae.